This is a messenger RNA of Phytophthora megakarya, 243 nucleotides long. Lineage: Eukaryota; Oomycota; Peronosporomycetes; Peronosporales; Peronosporaceae. The record is from the annotation of a GenBank genome assembly.
AUGGACCACAUCCGGUCACUACCGGCAUUGCACAAGGGCAACAAGGAGCUCCUGGUCUGGGUAGACCUCUUCACGGGUUUUGUGAUCGCAAAGGCAAGCGCGUCUCAAACGGCUCAAACCGUCGCGGAAUCGUACGAAGAAGCCGUCUUCAGACGAUCUGGCGCCAGCGAAGCGAUUCGUCACGACCGCGAGCCCGGUUUCAUGUCGGAUGUUUUCAGCGCCUUCAACAAGCUGAUGGGCUAG